Elaeis guineensis (African oil palm) is the source of this 2179-nucleotide messenger RNA. Its product is annotated as sorting nexin 2B. Gene Ontology annotation, molecular function: phosphatidylinositol binding. The record is from RefSeq and is a predicted model, not a curated record. Lineage: Eukaryota; Viridiplantae; Streptophyta; Magnoliopsida; Arecales; Arecaceae.
CCCGAGCCAUGUGCCCGUUUGCCACGCAGCGCUCACCAAAAAGCACGCGCCCCUGUCUCUAUUAUUCUUACCGCCGGUGCACGGCACCAUGUCCUUCGUUCCUCCAUCUCCGAUCUCUUAGAUCUCCAACGCCCUUCUCCUCCCUCCCGCUCUAAAUCCCCAAUUUUUUUUCCAACCAAAUUAUUGUUUAAUAUCGUUUAGAAUAAGAUGAUGGGUCUCGAGACCCAUGCCGGGUUCGGAUCACCGCCCCGGGAGGAGAUGGAGAGCGUUGCCCUCUCCGACGCCCCCUCCGACUACCGCAGCGCCAUGUCCUCCUCUCUCCCCGCCAUCGCCACCGCCGCUGACGGCGGCGAUCCCCUCCUCUCUCCCCCUGCCCCCCUCUCCUCGGUCCCCUCCUCCUCCUCCUCCUUUCUUGAUCCUCCCUCCUACGCCGACGUCGUUUUCAGCCCCCUUGACGGCCAGAACGGCGCCGCCCCCGACCGCCCCUCCCUCUGCCGCGACUUCUCGUUUCUCAGAUCCGACCGCGCUGCCGCCUCCGAGUAUGCCAGGAUUGCCGUCUCCGACCCCCAGAAGGAGCAGGAUGUCGUCAACGCCCUCGUCCCGGGCGGCGGCACCUACGUCACUUACCUCAUCACCUCAUGGACCCGCGCCGGCGUAGCGGAGUUCGGCGUCCGGCGGCGAUUCCGCGACGUGGUGACCCUCGCUGACCGCCUCGCCGAGGCCUACCGGGGGUUCUUCAUCCCACCACGGCCCGACAAGAAUGUGGUGGAGAGCCAGGUGAUGCAGAAGCACGAGUUUGUCGAGCAGCGGCGAUCUGCGCUCGAGAAAUAUUUGUGGAAGCUGGCGGUGCACCCAGUGAUCGGGAAGAGCGACGAGCUUCGGGUUUUCCUGCAGGCCCAGGGGAAGCUGCCGCUGCCCACGAGCACCGAUAUGGCCUCGAGGAUGCUGGACGGGGCCGUGAGGCUGCCGAAGCAGCUGUUCGGGGAGGGACCGGCCGGAUAUGUCAUGCCGCAGGAUGCGGUGCAGCCUGCAAAGGGAGGAAGGGACCUGCUGAGGAUAUUCAAAGAGCUCAAGCAGUCCGUGGCGAAUGAUUGGGGAGGCGCAAAGCCUCCGGUGGUGGAGGAGGACAAGGAAUUCGUGGAAAGGAAAGAUAAGAUGCAGGAUCUAGAGCAGCAGCUCAGCACAACCUCUAAGCAGGCUGAGGCACUUGUUAAAGCUCAACAGGAUAUUGGUGAAACAAUGGGAGAAUUGGGAUUGGCAUUCAUCAAACUGACUAAGUUUGAGAGCGAGGAAGCUGUGUAUAGUUCUCAGAGAGUACGGGCCGCUGAUGCCAAACAUGUAGCGACUGCUGCUGUAAAAGCAAGCAGAUUAUAUCGAGAAUUAAAUGCUCAAACAGUCAAACAUCUGGACACUCUGCAUGAAUAUCUAGGGCUGAUGUUAGCUGUUCACAGUGCAUUCUCAGACCGCGCUAGUGCACUACUGACUGUACAAACGCUGAUGUCAGAUUUGUCUUCCUUGCACACAAGGAUUGAGAAACUUGAAGUUGCAUCCUCAAAAAUAUUUGGUGGUGACAGAUCAAGAAUGCGAAAAGUGGAAGAGCUGAAAGAAACAAUCAGAGUUACUGAAGAUGCUAAAUGUUGCGCAUUAAGAGAGUAUGAAAGGAUCAAGGAAAAUAACCGGAGUGAACUUGAGAGAUUAGACAGAGAAAGGCAUGAUGAUUUUCUGAGCAUGCUGAAGGGUUUUGUAAAAAAUCAGGUUGGUUAUGCAGAGAAAGUUGCGAAUGUCUGGGCAACGGUGGCAGAAGAAACAAGUGGAUAUGCCUGAGAGAAUGACAGGACUUUAAAUGUACAUUGAGAUGUUCUUCUGGCCUGUUCUCUCCACCCACGCGUGCACGUACACAAUACCAAGCAGGAUAAAGAACCGAAUAUUCCCUAAUAAACAGAUUCUGGUGAAGUUUUUUAUUUUAUUUUAUUGUACUUUAUUCCAUUACUUUGGGCAUAUGGUUCUUUAACUCUCUUUUUUUCUGAGGGGGACCAUGUUUGGUACCUGCUGGGUGCUGUUAUAAGAAAUGAUUGUGAAUGCAUACCUUUAACAAUUGGAAGGAGUUAUUGUUGACGUAUUUUCUGUUGUAACAUUUAAGUGGUGAUAGGUUGGUUCUUUGUGGCUCCCAGUCCUAACC